AUGGCUAAAUCUUCUUCAAAAGCCGCCAAGGUCACCAAGACCACGAAAAAGCAGGAGUCCUCCUCAAGCGACUCGGAGUCUUCUUCGAGCUCGAGCUCCAGCUCGAGCUCCAGCUCCGAAUCCAGCUCGAGUUCCGAGUCUGAAUCCAGCUCUGAUUCUGAAUCUUCCGACUCUGAGUCUGAGGAAGAGACCAAGGCCGUUGCUAAGAAAGAAUCGAGCUCUAGCUCUAGCUCUAGCUCUAGCUCUAGCUCUAGCUCUAGCUCUAGCUCCAGCAGCUCCAGCUCUUCUGAGUCUGGCUCUGACUCCGACUCGUCUUCUGAGUCUUCUGAUUCCGACUCUUCUGACGAUGAGUCUGACGAUGAAGAGGACAAGAAACCUGAGCCAGUGAAGGAGGAGAAGAAGGAAGAGAAGAAGGAGGAUGUCAAGUCCUCCAGCUCUUCGAGCUCUUCUAGCUCCUCGAGCUCUGAGUCUGAUUCUGAUUCUGACUCCGACUCCGACUCAUCUUCGUCAUCGUCUUCUUCAUCGUCUUCUGAUUCCGACUCCGAUUCCGAUUCCGACUCAUCUUCUUCCUCCGACUCUGAGUCAGAAACUGAGGAUCAGGAGGAGUCCGGCAAGCGUAAGGCUUCUUCUUCCGAUGAAGAAGAGGCUCCUGUCAAGAAACAAAAGACUGAAGCAACUCCAGAGGCUACUGGUGAGCCAGCCACCUUGUUCGUCGGUCGCUUGUCGUGGAACGUCGACGACGAGUGGCUCCAGAGAGAGUUUGAGCCCAUUGGUGGCGUCACAGGUGCUAGAGUGAUGUGGGAGAGAGCCACCGGCAAGUCUAGAGGCUACGGUUACGUUGAUUUUGAGAGCAAGGCUGCUGCCGAGAAGGCAUUGGCUGAGUACCAGGGUAAGGAGAUCGACGGCAGACCCGUCAACUUGGACAUGUCUACUGGUAAACCGCAAACACCCAAGCCUCAGGACAGAGCCAAGAAGUUUGGUGAUGUUCCUUCAGCUCCUUCCGACACUUUGUUCAUUGGUAACUUGUCAUUCAAUGCUUCCAGAGACAAGUUGUUCGAAGUGUUUGGAGAACACGGUAACGUGAUUUCUUGCCGUAUUCCAACCCACCCAGACACCCAGCAGCCCAAGGGAUUUGGUUACGUCCAGUAUUCUUCUGUUGAGGAAGCCCAGGCCGCCUUGAACGCUUUGAACGGUGAGUAUCUUGAAGGGCGUCCAUGCAGAUUGGACUUCUCCACGCCAAAGGAGCCAACCUCGAGACCUGGUUCAGCCAGGGGAGGCCGUGGCGGCUUUGGCGGAGGCCGUGGUGGAUUUGGUGGCCGUGAGAGAUCGGCCACGCCUACGAGAACCGGACCCAGCAGCGCCCAGUUCCAGGGCAAGAAGAAGACUUUUGACUAA
Messenger RNA from Candidozyma auris, 1395 nucleotides. RefSeq lists its product as uncharacterized. NCBI's taxonomy places the organism in Eukaryota, Fungi, Ascomycota, Pichiomycetes, Serinales, Metschnikowiaceae. The coding region runs from base 1 to 1395 and encodes 464 amino acids. The record is from RefSeq and is a predicted model, not a curated record. Gene Ontology annotation, molecular function: mRNA binding. Gene Ontology annotation, cellular component: cytosol. The transcript has a single exon.